Bacidia gigantensis is the source of this 945-nucleotide messenger RNA. RefSeq lists its product as uncharacterized. The transcript has 2 exons. Lineage: Eukaryota; Fungi; Ascomycota; Lecanoromycetes; Lecanorales; Ramalinaceae. The record is from RefSeq and is a predicted model, not a curated record. The coding region runs from base 1 to 945 and encodes 314 amino acids.
AUGGAGGUCAUUGUACGCUGGUUCCUCUUCCUUGCAGCAAUUGUGAUGUCUACUGGCAAUCCGACUCUGGCGACAAUCGAUUGCUCGAAGCCUAGCAUCGUCCUCAUUCCAGGUGCCUGGAUUCAAGAUAUCCACAUGCAACCACUAGCUGCAGCUCUAGGCGCCAAAGGAUACGAAGUCAUCUCGCGAACUCUACCAAGUUUCAACUCCAACAAUCCCGAAGCCGACACCGUCUCCACUGAUGCGGAAUACAUACGCAACAGUGCUCUCCUACCAGAGAUCAAUGCUGGCAAAGAUGUCGUCAUUGUCGUGCAUUCAUACGCAGGAUUUCCUGGUCCGGCAGCAGCAAGCGGGCUGGCUAAGACGGAACGUCAAGCCGCAGGACAGUCAGGUGGUGUCAUUGGUCUGAUAUUUAUGGCCGCAUUCGUACCUAAGCAAGGGGUGACGCUCGCUACCCUGAGUGGGCCACUUCCAUGGCUUGUGUCUUUCCCUGAUACUCAUCAAAGUGCUGUCUCGGACCCCAACAAGAUUUUCAUGAACGACAUGCCCGAAGAGGUUGCAAGCUGCUGGGCUGAAUUGUUCGGCCGCGAAUCGGAUUCCGCCUUCAACACACCUAAUCCAGAGGCCACGUGGGAAAACCGAGCUUAUCAUAAGCGCCGCGUGUAUCUACGUACAUUACUUGACCAAGCUCUUCCUCCUGAGGCUCAAACGAGCUUCAUAUCUGCAAGCGGGGUCGAGUGGGAUGUCCAGGACCUUAAUGCUAGCCACACCGCAUUCAUCAGUGAGCCGGGCAUCGUCGCCACGGCCGUUGAUCACGCUACCAUUGCUUUCCAAGCGCAAGGUGUGCAAGCAGGUCAAGCGUUAGCACCGGUGGAGCCUGCAUCGCCCAAUACCUGGGCCUCGGUGCCAUGGGAGGAUACUUCCAAAAGACUUGCUAAGAAUUAA